Messenger RNA from Closterium sp. NIES-65, 5397 nucleotides. NCBI's taxonomy places the organism in Eukaryota, Viridiplantae, Streptophyta, Zygnematophyceae, Desmidiales, Closteriaceae. The record is from the annotation of a GenBank genome assembly.
AUGUUGCAGAUCAAUAAGGUUCAGGGACAGAGGCAAGUGGGUUCCGGGCUGCACGUUACCCAUGUGUUCAGCAAGUUGCUGGACAAAUGGGGGGAUGUCAUGGCGAUUCAGUCUGUAGAGCCGAUGAUGGUCUUAGGGAAGGGGAAAAACAGCGCGAAAGAAAUUCGGAGUAUGCUGGAGUCGACCUGCAGGGCCUUCUUCGACCUACAAGGAGUCCAGCUCCGUCCCGCCCCGGAUGCAGUCAUGACGACCCACUGUGCUCGAGUGGUAGAGAGCGCACCCGCACAGAACAGAUCCGAAGCGGUAGAGGGACAGAUAGACGUACCUGCCGCAAACCGGGACGCAAAUCCAAGAGUUGGGUUUAUUUCAUAUUCCCGCCGACCUGCACCGGGGGAUGCACUACUGAGUGGCCCGACAUCAAGGUCAGCCACUGCGGAGGAGCGUGAUAGGUCUGGAGUUAGGCAGCUCAGGUUUGCUGAUCGGGUUAGGAGGCCGCGGGAACGCGAAGCACGGACGGAGACCGACUUGGCAAGUGUAGCAGAUGAAGGCGAGGAGGGUGUAGAAGAUCCACAGCUGCCAAGUCAGGUCGAACAGGCAGAGGAGCAGUGGAGGAAGGCGGCGGAUGAAAAGCGGAUGGGCGAAGCAGAAGCCAAGAGUAGACGGGCUGAAGAGAUGCAACGGCGCAGUGAUGGCGACGCCGAUCCUACCGUCUCUUUCCCGGGAACCGGAGACAUACGUGAAGCAUGGGAGCGUGGGGCACGAGCCGCUGCAAGGGCACACGUGGGAGAGGCAGGAGAGGAGCUCGCCAGCAAUGUGCGGCAGCAUAUCGAGGAGGAUAGGGGAUACGUGAAAGUUCGCUUGCCCAGCCUAAAGCGGAAGGCGGCUGAAGAGGCCCGGAGAGGGGACGUCGACGUGCCAGAGAAUUCGGGAGAGGCGAAAAAGAAGGAGGAGAGCAACGCUGGUGCUAAGGCUCAUAAGAUGGUGGAGGUAGAGGCGCACCAGAAUGCAGAGGAUGCGGCCCAUCGGUUCGUCGAUGCAGAUGCGGCACUUACGGCAGAGGACGGGGCGCCAAAGGAAGCAGAGUCUGCAGCGCAGCAGAAGGUGGGUGCAGAGGCGGUCAAGGGUGCGGAGGCAGUCGCGCGUAAAGAAGCGGGUGCAGCAGCAGAGCUGACGUCGGAGGCAGUCGAGCUGAUGGUAGUGGAGGCAGUGGCGCAGAAGGAAUCAGAGGCAAUGGCGAGCCAGAAGGAUGAGGCAGCGGCGCAGCAGAAUGAUGAGGCAGACGCACAUAAGGAAUCAGCGGCAGCAGCGCAGCAGAAGGAUGAGGGUGCGGCGCCCAGGAUGGUUGAGGCAGAGGCGCAGAAGGAAUCAGAGGCAGCGGCGCAGCAGAAGGAGGAGGGUGCGGCGCCGAAGAUGGUUGAGGCAGAGGCGCAGAAGGCAUCAGAGGCAGCGGCGCUGCAGAAGGAGGAGGGUGCGGCGCCGAAGAUGGUUGAGGCAGAGGCGCAGAAGGCAUCUGAGGCAGCGGCGCUGCAGAAGGAGGAGGGUGCGGCGCCGAACAUGGUUGAGGCAGAGGCAGCGGCGCUGCAGAAGGAGGAGGGUGCGGCGCCGAACAUGGUUGAGGCAGAGGCGCAGAAGGAAUCAGAGGCAGCGGCGAGGGAGAAGGAUAAGGCAGCGGCGCUGCAUAUGGAGGAGGCAGACGCACAUAAGGAAGGAGAGGCUCGGAAUAAGGCAGAAGCAGCGGCGCGGCAGAAGGCGGAGGCAGAGGAGCAGAAACAGGCUGCGGAAGAGGCACUACAACUGGCUCGGGCAGAAGCGCGGAAGAAGGUUGUUGUAGAGGCGCAGAAGAAGGCGGAGGGUGAGGCGCAGAAGAUGGCAGAGGCCGAGGAGCAGAAGCAGGCUGAGGCAGACGCACGUAGGAAGCCAGAUGGAGAGGACGGUUCAGAUGGGAAUAAAAUGGUACAGACAGAGGGACGGGAGACGGCGGGUGCUGAGGGGCACAUCAUCGCAGAGGAAGAGGGGCAGCAUAACGAGGAGGCAGCGUCGCAGAUAUUCGCAUACCGAGAGACGCAGAGCAUGGCAGAGACAGGGCGUCAAAAUACUAUGGAGGUUCGUGUCGUCCCGGAGGCUGGAGUGGGGCACUACGAGGGAGAUGCGCUGGAAACAGAAGAGGAGCAGAAUGAGGAGGAUACGGUACAUCCGGCAGUCCGGAUAUUUUUGGGAGGAAGUCCGACGCGGGGACCAGGAACCGGGGUAGAGGGGCCAUGGAGGGUGGCAGACGAUGGGGCGCCUAGGGAUACAGUGGAUCUCAACAGGCAGAGGCGGCCCACCCUUCACCAGAGAGCAGUGGAGAGGAAUCUCGGCCAAGGCGGGGUGGCAGAAGCGUUUUGGCAGGUAGAGUGGGUCGAGGCAGAGACGGCAAUACGGCGGAUGCUGCAUCGGACGAGUACAGUCCUGGUCGAACAAGGUGACAGGUUCGUCGAGGCCGAAAGCUGGGACAUAAGCCCGGCAGAGGUAACGCGUCGUCUGACGCUCUUAGCCCGAAUGGUGACGCAGGCGUUCUGCAACUUGGCGGCCCGCAACAGCAGCAUCAGUCGCGACGUGGCCGAUCUGACCGUCCAUUACUGUCGCGACGCCCUGGCCAACCUGGAAGAAGUCCGCCAUGGAAACGAGGAACGGCGGCGCCAAGCUGAAACGGCGGCCAGGUUUCGCGAGGAGGUGGACACGAGACUCUCCAACUUGCAGGAGAGUAUCGUAAGGAUGAGUGAUCAGGUUCGCCAGUCGGGAGGGGGGAUGGCGGAGGGCACGUUAAAGAGGGUGGAAGAGAGGUUGAGAGAGGUUCUGAGAGAAGACUCUGAGCGGCGGAACAGGGAUAGACUGCAGGACGAGGAGCGGAGGCAGAAGGCCACGAGGAAGGAAGCAGACACCGCAGAGAGACGGAAGAAGGAACAACAGCAGGAGGAAGCGCGUCGGCAGAAGGAGAUGAGAGAGGGAAUGAAGGAGAUGAAGGAGGCGAUGAUGAAGGAGAUGAAGGCAGAAAUGAAGGAGAUGAAGGAUGGGAUGGUAAACCAGAUUGUGGGGAGGUUGAGCGCGGUUUUGCGAGAAGAAUUCGAGCGGCAGAAGAAGGAGAGGCAAGUGGACGUGGAGCGGCGACAACAGCAGGACGCGAAGAGGAAACAAGUGGCGGACGACGAGGAGAGACACAAGAGGAAACAACUGGACGAGCAAUGGCGGAAGGAGGAGGAGGUGAAGAGGAAGAAUGUAGAGGCCACAGAGCGGCGGAGGAAGAACAAACAUCAGGAGGAAGAGCGACGGCAGAAGGAGGUGGAGGCGGGAAUGAAGGAAGUGAUGGAGGCUGUGAAGGAAAUGAAGACGGGGAUUAAGGGGUGGAAGGAGGGGAUGCUAAGUGAGGAGGAGGCGCAGCGGAAAGAUGCAGAGGAGGCCGAGAGGCAGGAGAGGGAGAAACAGCAGGAGAUGGCGCGCCUGCAGGAGGAGGAGAGGCAGAGGAAGGAGGCUGAGGAGGUAGAGCGGCGUCAGAGGGCGAAACAGCAGGAAUUGGACCGCCUGCAGAAGGAGGAGACGCAGAAGAAGGAGGCAGAGGAGGCCGAGCGGCAGCAGCGGGCGAAUCAGCAGGAGAUGGAGCGCCUGCAGAAGGAGGAAGCGCAUAAGAAGGAGGUAGAGGAGGCCGAGCGGCAGCAGAGGGCGAAACAGCAGGAGAUGGAGCGCCUGCAGAAGGAGGAAGCGCAGAAGAAGGAGGCAGAGGAGGCCGAGCGGCAGCAGAGGGCGAAACAGCAGGAGAUGGAGCGCCUGCAGAAGGAGGAAGCGCAGAAGAAGGAGGCAGAAGAGGCCGAGCGGCAGCAGAGGGCGAAACAGCAGGAGAUGGAGCGCCUGCAGAAGGCGGAGCAGUGCCGAGCAGAGAAGAGGGCCAGACUUGCAUCCUACGCGGAACAGCAGCGGCAACUGGAGGCAAAGGCAAAGGCGAUGGCUGAAGAGACGGAACGAUUGGCAAGGGAGAUGGAAGAGGAGGAUUUGACCAUGCAGGGGGAGGGGACCUGGACAGGAGCCGAGGAGGAAAUAGCUGAGGGGCUGGGGAGUUUGCUGUUGAUUGAGAGCGGGGAGGCGAAUGUAGCAGAGGGCGUGGCUAGUGUUCCUGUACGGAAUGUAGAGGUGUCCAGGAGGCGGCCUAGACAAGAGGACAGGGAGCCGGAGGGUCAUGCGGCUAAGAGACGGCGUGCAGCUGGAAUACAGGAGUUGAUACCCAUAAUCCAAGGGGAAAAGAAAGGGAUGAAGAUCGACAAGUGUGACAACAGGAAAAACGCCGCAGUGGACGACAAGGGUAAGACUUUGGGUGUCUGCCUGCCGUUCCGGGGAAGCGGGUUCUCUCAACGGGGCGAGGGAGCUUUGCAGAAGUGGACGUCUGAGCAGACCGUCGGCGGCCGGAAGCAGAACCUCGGCUCUCACAAAACGGUGUGGGAGAGGGCAUACACGGUCGCAGUCUGCUGGAAGUUCUACUUCCCGGAUAUUGACAUGCAGGCAUACGGCAUGAAUCCAAACCGUAUUAACAAGUGGCGGGAAGACCUCGACUUCACAACGUGGCUUCCAACAGGGGUGUGGAGCGUCAUCAAUGAACUCCACCUGGACAAACCGGACGGAUUCUCACUCGUUCAAACCAACACGGCUCUUCGGCAGCAGCAGGGGGAUGGCUUUCAGGUAGCUGCCUGCGCUGGUGUCGGAAUAACUGCGUGGCAGAAGAUGGUGGGAGGCGUGGAGGGUGAAAACGGCUAUUCGACGGAAGAACACGCAAUCGGACUUGCCGCCACGUUGUCUGUAAUGUGGGCCGCAUCCACGAAUGUGGACCAGACCCAGUGGGAGACGGGCGCAACAACAGCUGCACGUGGAACUUCUACGGCCAUAGCAUCUUCUGCAGCCAGAUCGUCCACUGCUGCCACCGCCUCAUCGGCUGCCACGUCAUCUUCUGCGGCCGAUGUGCCCUCUGCCGUCCACAAUACCCUUGCGACGCUUGCAGCCUCGGUUGCUUGCGUUGCGGUUGAGGCGAUGAGGUCGGUAAAGGAUCAGGAGCAUGACAAGGAAGCGUGGAUUCUGCCCCUGUCGGAUGCGCUGCUGAAAGCGCUUCCGGCAGAGUCGCGAGCGGCCGAGGAUGCGAAGCGGAUGACGAGGGUGGUGGCAAAGGUGGUGACCUCUUGGUGCCUAUGCAGCAUGGCAUCAAGAGGCCUUCGCCAGCACCAGGGCGUCUGGCUCGGAGUCCUGCAGAAGAAGUUGGGCGGCCGGGAUACCACAACAGGGGCGGAUAAGGAGAAGAAAACCAAGAAAUCGUCCGCGAAGGGGAACGCGACGAAGGAUGCGUCGACGGAGGAGAACACCGGCACUGGCGGCCAGGAGUGA